Molecule: messenger RNA, 1045 nt
Organism: Psammomys obesus (fat sand rat)
Lineage: Eukaryota; Metazoa; Chordata; Mammalia; Rodentia; Muridae
Product: mitochondrial glutamate carrier 1-like
Exons: 1
Coding region: 22-993 (323 amino acids)
Biological process (GO): L-glutamate transmembrane transport; malate-aspartate shuttle; aspartate transmembrane transport
Molecular function (GO): L-aspartate transmembrane transporter activity; L-glutamate transmembrane transporter activity
Source: RefSeq, a predicted model, not a curated record
CUCCUGCUUCACUUGGUGUAAAUGACUGAUAAGCAGAUCAGCCUGCCAGCCAAGCUCAUCAAUGGUGGCAUCGCUGGGCUAAUCGGGGUCACCUGCGUGUUCCCCAUCGACCUGGCUAAGACACGGCUGCAGAACCAGCAAAAUGGCCAGCGCAUGUAUGCCAGCAUGUCUGACUGCCUCAUCAAGACCAUCCGCUCUGAGGGCUACUUCGGCAUGUACAGGGGAGCAGCAGUAAACCUGACCCUGAUCACCCCCGAGAAGGCCAUCAAGCUGGCAGCUAAUGACUUCUUCAGACAUCAGCUCUCCAAGGAUGGACAGAAGCUGACCCUGCCUAACGAGAUGUUGGCAGGCUGCGGGGCGGGCACCUGCCAGGUGAUUGUGACGACCCCCAUGGAGAUGCUGAAGAUCCAGUUGCAAGAUGCAGGCCGCAUUGCUGCUCAGAGGAAGAUUCUGGCUGCCCAGUCUCAGCUCUCGGCUCAGGGAGGUGCCCACCCCUCAGUAGAGGCUCCAGCCGCUCCUCGGCCCACAGCCACCCAGCUGACCCGGAAGCUGCUGCGGACCCAUGGCAUUGCUGGCCUCUACAAGGGACUGGGGGCCACGCUGCUCAGGGAUGUCCCCUUUUCUAUCGUCUACUUCCCCCUGUUUGCCAACCUCAAUCAGCUGGGCCGCCCAUCUUCCGAGGAGAAGUCACCUUUCUAUGUGUCCUUCCUGGCAGGCUGCGUGGCUGGAAGCGCAGCCGCUGUGGCUGUCAACCCCUGUGAUGUGGUGAAGACUCGGCUUCAGUCACUUCAGCGGGGUGUCAAUGAGGACACUUACUCCGGGUUUCUGGACUGUGCCAGAAAGAUCUGGAGACAUGAGGGGCCCUCAGCCUUCCUGAAAGGUGCCUACUGCCGUGCGCUGGUCAUCGCCCCACUGUUUGGCAUUGCUCAGGUGGUCUACUUUUUGGGCAUCGCUGAGUCCCUGCUGGGGCUGCUGCAAGAACCCCAGGCCUGAGCCUGUGGCUGCGUCUCCCCGGCCUAUGAGCUGGGGCCAGAACAGGGUGACC